This is a messenger RNA of Podospora pseudopauciseta, 561 nucleotides long. RefSeq lists its product as uncharacterized. NCBI's taxonomy places the organism in Eukaryota, Fungi, Ascomycota, Sordariomycetes, Sordariales, Podosporaceae. Bases 1 to 537 code for a protein of 178 amino acids. The record is from RefSeq and is a predicted model, not a curated record. The transcript has 2 exons.
AUGAAAAAGGCGUGGGUUAGUCUGCUAGUAGCGGGCAGUCCAAGCGACUGGGUACAGCAUUCUGAACUGUAUCAUGAUGAUGAUCUUGUUCAACAACCUGUUGGACAGGUUGAUCUCUAUCUCUCUGACUUGGUCAGUUUGGCUGGUGUACCAACAGCGUUUUGCCGCCCCUCGACUGUUGAGUUGGCUGCUGGGGUUACAAGGAAUCCCAUAAUCACCAUAACGUUCGAACGACUUCGGGCUAUCUUCCGCAAAGCUCGCCAUUUACACAACCCAACCAAAUUCAUAACGGAGGCUACUGAUCAAGAGCAAAACCCGUAUGAGGAGUCUGAGAGGCGUGUGGCCGAGGCGCGUUCUGAAGCACGCAUCGAGAUGGAACGGCGUGUGGCUGAAGAGCGCAGCGAGGCCGAGAGGCGUGUGGCCGACGCGCGUUCUGAAGCACGCAUCGAGAUGGAACGGCGUGUGGCCGACGCGCGUUCUGAAGCACGCAUCGAGAUCGAGCGGCUCAUGGCCGAAGGCCGAUUGGGGGCUAAGUAGCGCUCCAGAGAUAUGGCGACCUGU